This is a messenger RNA of Scleropages formosus (Asian bonytongue), 591 nucleotides long. It is a transcript of the gene pam16, whose product is annotated as presequence translocase associated motor 16. Gene Ontology annotation, biological process: protein import into mitochondrial matrix. Lineage: Eukaryota; Metazoa; Chordata; Actinopteri; Osteoglossiformes; Osteoglossidae. The transcript is spliced from 5 exons. Bases 78 to 473 code for a protein of 131 amino acids. Gene Ontology annotation, cellular component: TIM23 mitochondrial import inner membrane translocase complex. The record is from RefSeq and is a predicted model, not a curated record.
UUGAACGUGCAGCGCUGGAGAGUCGAGUUCACUCGUGGAUCGCCGUGAUCGUCGCGGGGCAACAGCUGGAGUGAAACAUGGCCAAGUACCUCGUGCAGAUCAUGGUGAUGGGCGCGCAGGUGGUGGGACGCGCCUUCGCCAGGGCGCUGCGCCAGGAGUUCGCAGCCAGCCAGGCUGCGGCAGAGGCGAGGGGUCGAGCGGGUCAGCAGUCAGCUGCAGCCUCCAGCAUCUCAGGAAUUACUCUGCAGGAGGCCCAGCAGAUCCUUAAUAUCUCCACGCUGUCUCCCGAGGAGAUCCAGAAGAAUUAUGAGCAUCUUUUUAAGGCCAAUGACAAGUCGGUCGGAGGCUCAUUUUACCUGCAGUCGAAGGUUGUCCGGGCCAAAGAGCGCCUGGAUGAGGAGGUCGCCAUCCAGAAGCAGCAGCAGCAGCAGCAGCAGCAGCAGCAGCAACAGCAGCAGAAGCCUGAAACCUGACCCACCCUGUGCCUGCCUACCCCACCCCAAAUCUGUAAAUUAUUAAUACCCAUUAAACGCUUCUCUUCCUCAGAAUUUGAUGUUGGUGUGCAUUUGAUUUUUUUUUUCUUCAAAAUUU